AUGAUUGUCGAGCGCGCCUCGUACAACUGGGCCUACUCGGAAGACAUACCCGGUUCGCGGUGUGGACCUGAGGAUGGACCUUGGCCGCGCCCGUACCAGGUUCUCGACGAAGACGAGAUCUGGCGCGAGCUACGCAUCCUCGCUCGACCGCUUAGCUCAAACGUCGGCACACAGGGCAGGUACCGGGCCCACAGCGUCAAUUUCCAGCCAUCGCCAUCGACCAAGACCCAGGACCGCUAUGUGGUGACGCAACUGAACGUGGGAGGGCGGUUAUGGUCGUUUACCGGUGUCUUCGACGGCCACCUCGGAGAUGUUACGGUCGAGCAUGUUGCCCACCACCUGCCCAUCAUCGUCCGGGAUUUUCUCGCUGAGGGAGAGAAGUCUAUCCAGGAUGGAGCUUACAACCCCCAAUAUAUCUCCGACCUCUUCACAAAAGCAAUCAUCGCCUUCGACGAUGCAAUCGCACAUGACGUCCUCGACCUCUUUGGUGGCUCAGUCGACAAACUUGAUGACUACACCGACAGCCAAAUUCGAGACACUAUCAACGACCAGCAUCUGCCAGGUCGUCCCAACCACACAAAAACACGCUUAUGCAUGUAUGGCACAACCGCCCUUGUCGCCCUUGUUGACCCAGAUCACAAGGAUCUCUGGAUUGCCAACCUCGGCGAUUGUCAAGCCAUCAUGGUGACCCCCAAGAAUAACGGGAAGGAUUGGGAUAUUGAAGUGCUGACAACGAGUCAUAAUGGGGACAACGACGCCGAGUUGGAACGUGUGCGGAAGAGCCACCCAAACGAACCCGAGUGUGUCGUAGAUCGCAGGGUCUUGGGCGCCCUCGCACCAACGAGAUGUUUCGGCGACAUCCCCUUCAAGCAGCCGCCCGCAUUUACUCGCAGGAUCCUGUACAACCUCCACCCUGGCUUCCACAACACCUCGCCAUGGGAGGAGUUCCUCAAGCGGAACAAGACGCCGCCCUACAUCACCGCGGAGCCACAGAUCAUCCACAGGCGGAUAGACGACACGCACGCGGCCGCGUCGGCGUGCCCAGUCACCGGCAUCAGUGUGUCGGUCCCCGCGGUGAAGAAUCUACUCUGGUCAAAGACGUCUAUCAUACCUCACCCCGAAGCCCCCCAGCCGCCCCUUCCGCGCUUCUUGAUCCUCGCAUCAGACGGGUUCGCAGACCUCUGUGAGUCGGACGGCGAAGGGCCGCAACGAAUCAUCGAGUCGUGGGCGCGCAGCAUGGUAAUGCGCCACCCACCUGAGAGCGUCACGGACCAGCCGGCGUGGUCGGAGAAAGAUAACAUGGCGCUUAGGCUCCUCCGGCGUGCCAUCGGCGGCGAGGACAGGCUCAAGGUGUCGAAGGUGCUCACGUUGGACAUGGACUCGGCCUGGAUCGACGACACGUCCAUUGUCGUGCAGACGAUAUAA
Cyclocybe aegerita is the source of this 1425-nucleotide messenger RNA. NCBI's taxonomy places the organism in Eukaryota, Fungi, Basidiomycota, Agaricomycetes, Agaricales, Hemipholiotaceae. The record is from the annotation of a GenBank genome assembly.